UUGCCUACAUACUUCGUAAGGAAGUAACCUACGCCCGACUCACCAAAUCGAUGCACUUUCCUUCAAUCAUCAGAUUUCGAAACGUCAACCCCCAAAUCAUCGUCUUUUCCUUUUUAUUUUUCGGACGGAGGAGCCACUGACCUUUUUUAUCUUCGUUUUAACAAUUACCGUUAAAAUUUUAUCUCUCAUCUACUCGCAUUUAUUUCUAAUCUAGCUGCGCAAAAUCAUUUAAAGUAAUUCAAUCUUUCUUUUCUUUCUUCUACAAAACCUAUCCGCAAUUCCGCACAGCCAACCAUGGAGCGUGUCAAAGCCGAGUUUGACAAGGACACCGACCAUGGCGAUUUGCAAAUGGCGGAUGCAAGGCCAUCAUACAAAUCAUGGAAGAAGAAGUAUCGCAAAAUGCGCAUCAAAUUUGAUCAGCAGAUGCAAGAGAUAGAGAAUCUCCAUAAGCUGGAACAAAAAGCCAUGCGAACAGCGAAACGUCUUGCCAUCGAGAACGAUCGUCUAAUGGAUCUAUUGAUGGAUAUUAAUGACUCACCUCAAAUCCCAUUCGAGCGACGUAUCGACCUGAAUCUAGACGAGGACUCGGAUGAGAAUGAUUCGGACGCUACGCAGAAGCCUACACGAUCUCUCAGACGACUGGAGUCGGACGUGCCUCACAGAUCAUUCGCCGCUAGUGCAGAACAAUUCCCAGAACUCCUGGAAGACCUUGAGCCUGAAGAUCCUCAGAUACACCCCAUCUCGUUCCUAACUGCGGACGACGUCGAUGAGUAUCUCUACGAACUUGACGCGCGAUUGAAAUUGAAGCCGAAGCCGACACUCGCCCCAAGCGCUCUAGGGAAGGAAGUCUCUAACCCUGCCGCUAACUUCGCCCUGCGAAACCCGACAAGUGUCUACAACUGGUUGCGAAGACACGCACCAAAGACAUUCCUCCAAGACCUCGAGAAGGAGAAGGAGAAAGAUAAAGACAAAGGGAAGAGCAAGGAUGACGACCAUGAGAGGGAUGAUGACGGACGAAAACGUAAGAGUGGCACAUCCGCGCGCUCUAAGAGGCAAUCAGCCGCUACUCGUAAAGAGAAGGAGAAGGAGGCAGCAGAGUCCAUGGAUUGGGAUGACGACGGUGGUUACGACAUGCCCACGGCGAAGGGAAAGAGAAAAAGGGACGAUGAUGGCGGAUAUAGACCCAAAGGGGGUUCGAGCCGACCCACUAAGAAGCGUAAGAGCAAAGACCUGGGAUCUCUUCCGACCAAGGGUUCACGAAAGUCGAACGCCUAAAUUUCUUAGUGUUGAUAGCCUCACCAUCUAGGAAUGAUGGUGUUGGGCUUUUCCUCCGGUGUAUUAUUACUUCCUGCUACCCGCAACACAUGACUUCCGGUCAGUCAUGGGGCGUGGUUGUAGUUUGCCUGGCAUGGCAA
Annulohypoxylon maeteangense is the source of this 1415-nucleotide messenger RNA. Its product is annotated as IEC3 subunit of the Ino80 complex, chromatin re-modelling-domain-containing protein. Gene Ontology annotation, cellular component: nucleus; Ino80 complex. The record is from RefSeq and is a predicted model, not a curated record. Lineage: Eukaryota; Fungi; Ascomycota; Sordariomycetes; Xylariales; Hypoxylaceae. Bases 295 to 1275 code for a protein of 326 amino acids. Gene Ontology annotation, biological process: chromatin remodeling. The transcript has 2 exons.